AUGUCCCCUGCAUUGGCAAUAGCCACAGAAACAAGGGAGGGUGAUGCUUUGGAAAGCCAAUACCAGAAAGGAGUGAAGCACUUAUAUGAAAGGGGCAUUAAAAAGGUCCCUAAGAAGUACAUAUUGCCUGUUUCAGAAAGGCCCAAUUUGAGAGAGAGAAAACCAUAUGCCACAGAGCUCAAUCUCAAGUUGCCAGUAAUUGAUUUUGCAGAACUCCAAGGUGCUAACAGGUCUCAAGUCCUCAAGUCCCUGGCCUAUGCUUGUGAAUAUUAUGGAUUUUUUCAGUUGGUAAAUCAUGGCAUCCCCAACAAUGUUAUAAGCAACAUGAUCGAUGCGGGUGGAAGGUUUUUUGAGCUCCCUUUGGAUGAGAGAGAAAAGUACAUGUCUUCGGAUAUAACUUCGCCAGUUCGAUGUGGAACAAGCUUCAGCCAGACCAAAGAUGGUGUCUUUUGCUGGAGAGACUUUUUGAAGUUAUCCUGUCAUCCUUUAUCAGAUGUCCUUCCUCGUUGGCCUUCUUCUCCCGUGGACUUUAGGAAAUUGGUGGUUACCUACGCAAAAGAAACAAAACUCUUGUUCCUAAUGCUAGUGGAAGCCAUUCUUGAGGGUCUUGGAAUAACAACCACAGAGAACAAGACAAGAGAAGAAGAUGAAGAAACAUUAAAAGAAUUCCAAGAUGGAAGCCAGCUAAUGGUUGUCAACUGUUACCCACCAUGUCCACAACCUGAUUUGACACUAGGAAUGCCUCCUCACUCUGACUAUGGCUUCCUCACACUUCUCCAACAAGAUGAGGUUGAGGGUCUGCAGAUUCAGUUCCAAGAAAAAUGGGUCACCAUUAAACCUAUCCCCAACUCUUUUGUGGUCAAUGUUGGUGAUCACCUUGAGUGA
Messenger RNA from Ilex paraguariensis (yerba mate), 885 nucleotides. Lineage: Eukaryota; Viridiplantae; Streptophyta; Magnoliopsida; Aquifoliales; Aquifoliaceae. The record is from the annotation of a GenBank genome assembly.